Molecule: messenger RNA, 1189 nt
Organism: Lecanosticta acicola
Lineage: Eukaryota; Fungi; Ascomycota; Dothideomycetes; Mycosphaerellales; Mycosphaerellaceae
Source: the annotation of a GenBank genome assembly
AUGGCGGCCGUACACGCCCAGCAGCCCUCGGUCUUCCCCAAGAGCCACGUCGGCUUCGACAGCAUUACCAACCAGAUCGAGAAGAAGCUGUUGAAGCGUGGCUUUCAGUUCAAUGUUAUUUGCGUUGGUAUGUACAUACCAGCCGUACCAAUGGUGUACAUGGUGUCUCAUGCAAUGCGCCUCUGAACACCUACGCUUUCGCGGAACACAUCCGCUAAUCACAGGCUUGCGCGUACAGGACAAACCGGCCUGGGCAAGUCGACUCUCAUCAAUACCAUCUUCGCUUCCCACCUCGUCGACAGCAAGGGUCGCCUGACUCCCAGCGAGCCCAUCCGCCAGACCACCGAGAUCCACCCGGUCACCCACAUCAUUGAGGAGAACGGCGUGCGCCUGCGACUGAACAUUGUCGAUACUCCCGGCUAUGGCGAUCUCGUCAACAACGACCGCUGCUGGGAUCCCAUCGUCAAGUACAUCAAGGACCAGCACAGCGCCUACCUGCGGAAAGAGCUCACUGCCCAGCGUGAGAGGUACAUUCAGGAUACUCGCAUCCACUGCUGCCUGUACUUCAUUGCCCCAACAGGACACGCCUUGAAGCCAAUCGAUAUCGUGGUUCUGAAGAAGCUGAGCGAGACCGUCAACGUUGUCCCUGUCAUUGCCAAGGCUGAUAGUCUCACCCUGGAGGAGAGACAGCUGUUCAAGGACCGCAUCAAGGAAGAGUUUGCUUUCCACAACAUCAGGAUGUACCCAUACGACAACGAGGAGUACGACAGCGAGGAGGCUGCCAUGAACUCCCAAAUCAAGGUAUACCAUAUUGAUCCCGACUGCUUCUUGUACAUAGGCUGACUGCUUGGCUUAGUCCAUCAUCCCAUUCGCCGUCGUCGGCAGCGAGCGCAACAUCAACGUUAACGGCAAGACUGUGCGCGGCCGUCAGAAUCGCUGGGGCACCAUCAACGUCGAAGACGAGAAGCACUGCGAAUUCGUCUACUUGCGCGACUUCAUCACCCGCACCCACCUUCAGGACCUGAUCGAAACGACCUCCCAGAUCCACUACGAAUCUUUCCGUGCCAAGCAGCUAUUGGCACUCAAAGAGAGCUCCGCACAGGUGCACUCUGGCAGCAGGCCUAUAUCUCCUUCCGCCGACCGCGAGCUCAGCAGGCAGAGCCAGCGCAUGACCAUGAACGGGUACUAG